CUUGAGUCCUUGAGUAUCGUGCUUCUGUGUAACCCCGCGCAGUGUUUCCUGUGGUCAUGGUGCCGCCUGUGGUAUCCCACGUCUAUGGCUACCAGGUGGUGAGCCGACCCCGCUCGGCGCCCGUGGGGCGCGCGGGGCCGCCACUAGAGCCCUGCCAUCCACCCUUUUGGCGACGCUUGUCGGUGCAGCCGAAGUCACAGGCCCGUCGGGGAGUGCCACACCAGCCUCCGGGCGUGAAGAGUGGCCUGGAGUCCGGGGACUCCAGCACUGAGGAUGAAGGUGGGAUGCCCCAGCCACGAUCAGCGAGAGCUUGGCAUGUGCCUGACGCAAAGAUUCAGGCGCUGGUGGAGAAACUGCAAGUUCAGGAGGUCACACCAGGCCCCGUGGGAGUUCCUCUUCGCUCCAGACCUGUGGCUUCACCCUGUCAGGUGAACCGGCCGUUGCUCUCGCGCGGCCGGCUGAAGCGCGAGAAGGAGGAGGCCACGCAGUGCAGCGAGGAGGAGGUGCACUCAGACCGAGACGCUGAAGCAGAGCGGGCCGCCUAUGAGGCAGCUGAGAUGGAGCGCAUCAAGUACUACUUUCGAAAGCCGAAUGUCUCCAGUGAAAACUCUCCGCAGGAGAUGGCGCGCUGCGCGAGCGCACCCUCCAAGCCAGGCCGAAGCAAGACGGCGCGUCCAGACGCGGCGCCCCGGGUGAAGGUCCCAAAGCUUCCCAUGUCGAAGAGCGAGGUGCUUCUGACACUGAACUUCAUGGACACAGGUGACAAGUACACCAUCCAGGUGGACCCCGACCUCCGCGUCGGCCCGGGAAGCCGCGAGCAGGUCGGAGUCCAGUCCUUGAAGGGCAUCAUCGAGGAGAUUUCUGGCAUUCCGACUCAAGAUCAAGUCCUCUUUUGCCAACGCUGCAAGAUGGGCAACGACAGGCAUACGCUGCGGUCCUAUCAUGCGCACGAGAAUGCUGAGGUGCUGGUGCGGGUGCAAGGCAGAAGGCCUGGCUUCUCGCAGGCCUGUACGGUGAAGUGGCGCCAGCAGCAGCAGAUGCGGGAGCAGCGGAGGGACCGUGCCAGGGCAGUGAGCGCCUCCCAGCCCAAGCAUCGCGUCAUGCAAUGCUGGCAAAGCUGCGUGGUACCACAGAAUGGCACCUUCUUCCAGUACGCGAAGCGCGGUCUGGAGGGGAAGCUUGCUGCACGCUUCGACUUGCAAGGGAGUGGGCAGAAGGCGGACAUCAGGACCAACCUUUUCCAUGAUCCAUUUCUGAGCUUCGGUGAUUACCACACUUGGAGACCCGACGAGGGUACCCGUGAGUGGGAGAGGAUCCGGAACGGACCUGCCUACAACGCGAAGCUCGAAUUUGAAGGCUCUUAAACGGUGAAGGCAGAUGUGAUCUCAGAGUUGGUC
Messenger RNA from Durusdinium trenchii, 1397 nucleotides. The record is from the annotation of a GenBank genome assembly. NCBI's taxonomy places the organism in Eukaryota, Dinophyceae, Suessiales, Symbiodiniaceae.